GAGACUUUUUCAAUAUGUGAAGGCAGAUAUUGAAAAUCGCAGCAAACUGGCAACAGAGUGCAUGUAUUCGUAAUGGACCUGCUGCUUCUGAUGCGGAAAUGGGUAAAGGAAACAACCUACUUUGUCAUCCUAAGACGAUGAUAACUUAUACUUGCUAUUAUGACGGCUGUAAAGGCCGAUGAUGACUUUGGAUGGGCAGACUUCGCCUCUUUCGACUCGAAGGACAGCGAUUCAACAUUUGCGUCAAACAGACUCACGUUGAGCGAUAGUGACAAUAAUGGGAUUGAAACAGUAGCAAAGCCAUGUAGUGAAACAACUAGUCCUCGAACACUUUUACAGGGUAUUUUUGAAAGUACCGAGACCGGUAUUCAAGCCAACAGCAAAUUAAACAGCGUGACCUGCCUUGAAAGCCGAAUAUUACAUUCAAAGGUAUGGAAUAACUGCAAUUCAUGGAAUAAUUUAGAGCUCAUGUCAAGUGUGAAUUUGGACAAUUCCAGUUGGCAAAGUUCAUUUAUUGACUCAGUGAAAGGAUUUUUAGAAGAUAAGGAUUCUGAAGCAUGCAGACUUAUUCCUGAAAAGUUGGAAAUAUCCUCCUUUAUUCAUUGUUUUAACUUCCACAAAUUUUCACAUCAUGGAAAACGAUCAAAAAGUAACCAGAGAACUGAAGUUUCACAACAGAAUAAAAGCCAGGCAACAAAUAUUAACCCAUUUCCUGCAAACAAACUUGAUGAUUGCAAACAUUGGCAAUCGAGCAAUUCAAUUGUUGAAAGUAGCAAUAUUUUAAGUAGCAACAGUGCUGAAAAUCUUGUGGUGAAAGAAAUAGACAACAUUUCAAUUACAAGCACUGAGAGCUCAUGCAGUGGCAUCAUCAUUGAUGGAAGUGAUGAGAGCAAUUCAGAUAGUCGGAUUUUAGAAAAAUGGAAACAAAUAAGAAGAGAAAGCAUUGCUCAAGGGAAGCCAGGUCUGGAGUGUUUCUCGCUCGAAGAAUUGCAAACAUUAGCAGGAGAAAUCAGACUAGCUCGUAAUACUCUGUCAGAAAGCUUGGUGAAAGAACUGAAGUUGAAAGAUGAGUUGUGCCGAGAAAGGGAGCGAAGAGAUAACUUCAUAUCAUUGCUUCUGGUCAUCAGCAGAAAACAGAAAUCCCAAGAGGUUUCGCAGGCGAAUCGUCGCCAGAGGAUUCUAUUUCACGUGACAAGCAAUGCAGACAACAGUGACAAUAAGUUUUUAGAUGUAUCUAUUCCGUAUGUGCCAGCGGAGUAUGGUCCUAGCCCAGAAGCGAUUCGCUCGUUGACUACCAUCCUUCAAGCCAUGUUGGAUGAAGAUCCCAAAGUACCAAGCCUAGUCACAGAGUACACCAUGAAUAUUAUCAAAGAGCUGCAGGAAAGUUCUUAAUUGGUGUGCCAUCGUCAGGCUACUUACAAGUAAUGGCGUGUACCACAAUGUCAGUUAUCUCCAUGGUAAAGGCAUUGGUGCAUUGUGGCAUUUUAUCCCGGAGUAUCCUCUGGUUUGCAGAUCAAAGUCAACCCUAAAAUCAGGUUUGCAGACCAGAGUUCAAAUUUUCAUAGAUUCUUGAUAAACAGUAAUAUCAGUGCUUUGAUAUAAUCCGAAAUGUCGAUUAUGUUAAAUGUUGAUUCUGAAGGUUUUCAGUGAUUUCCUGUCAUUUCACAAGAAAACAGGCAAAGAUGACGAAAAUUAGACUAGAAAACAUCCAUUGACCACCAGUUUAACGAUUUUGCUCUUGGUUGAAGUUGCGGUAUACAAAUUUCAAGAGACAGUUUUAGCAAGCAUGCUUCAGUCGUGGAUAAGGCUAUUUUGAGUCAUAUUUUUCCACAAAGAGAGAGAGUCACUAAUGGAUCUGGAGUUGCAUCUCUGUUUGAUCUAGAAUUCUGUACAGCUCAGCAACAAGCGUCGUUUCUGAAUAAUAUCAGUGUUUAAAUCGGUUGUUUGAUUUGGAGUCAGGGUAGUUAUAUCUUAAUUAUACGAGCUCUUCAUCUCUGCUCCUGUUUCACAACGAGUGAUCAUGAUACUAGUUAUUUCAAAUUGAAAGAAGAAAAUAUUUGUUAAGUCUUGCAAGAAACAGACAAAGGGAUCGGUUGGUAGGGUUGGACACAAAGUUCUGCUUUUCUACUCUUUGUAAAACACCUUGCCCAAAAGAAUUUAUGAUUUUCUGGGUUGACAUCUGAAUUAAAAAUGACGGCCGUAUCGAUGCUGCUUUUGGAUUGUGUUUAAGAAUAAUCAUACGACGUUUGACUGACAACAGCUUGGCAGACCGAUAAUUGCUAGUCAUUGAUCAACAAACAGUGAAAUUAGCAGUUACAUCAACAAAUGGUAGCUGUAAAGGCUUUGGUAAUUGGUUACGUACCAUCUACGUUUUCUGUCAAAAUUGUGGCAUGAAAUGAUCUUGCAAAUCAGGUGGACAUGCUUUGGGUACCAUCCUUAUGACCACUGGAAGUUUACUUUUGCUAUUGGUAUCACACUUACUUUCUCUCUUUCUUCGCCGUUUCAUAGGCACUACCCAGAAAGAACUUUAAUUUGACAUUACAUAUUGCAUUGCGCAAGCCAAAGCGUGGCUAGUACGUAGACAUCACCAGACCUGACUACAUCAUUACAAUCCAAAUUCAUCGACUUGAACCGGACUUGACGAACGUUACUCUUGCAGUGGCCUAGAUCAAUCUAGACCAAAACAAGCUCACUUGGACUCGACUCGAAAAGUUCUAAGACUUCACAUUGUUUAGUGUUCACCAGAUAUUUAGUUAUCCGCAGCUUCAAUUUUUCGUUGACUAGUGAAAGACAAGAAUUUUACAAUGACAUUACAAGGAAAUGAAGUUCGAAUAAAUCUUGACCUUACUUAACAAUUUACAACGCCAAUUUGUGACUUCCAUGCGACUAGGAAUGAACAAGGCGUCCCAAACAAUAUCUAAGUUUUCAAGAAAGCGAGACAUGGCUAUUCUAAUGACUUAAUAUGACUUUGGCAAACCAAAAUUUGACAGUUACUUUAACCAUAAGCAACAUUUACGUUUCUUGAUCAAGGAUAAACUUUGCUAUCGUUCCCCAUGCAUAUUAUGUAAGGGGCUAGAUGUUAAAUCGGUCUUUGUAGUUCCCAAAUGACAAACACUUAGUGACAGCUACUUUGACUUAUUCUUAAAUACAGCUAUUAGUUGACAAAUACUUCAUCUGACUGUAAUAUGACGUCCUAUGAACGUAUCUUUCCAGAAAACCCAAACCAGGUCUGACCAUUGUAUGUGAAUAUUGGACGCCCUUUUGGCUGGACGGAGACUAGACCUUCUCAAAGGCCUUGCUUGACUGACAUUCUUCCUGAAACUCCUAUGAUUUUGACGGUACUUGUACAUUUUAGCCAGACAUGACAAUUCCAUUGACUCAUUUGUGACUUUUUUCAAUUUGACUUGACCACUCAACAGUAUUCUUGCUUAUUUACCAACAUACUGCUUGACCUACAAUAGACUUUGCGGUUUCAUGAUCAUAUCUUGACCUAAUAUUUGCUAGUGCUUGAUUUGACUUGUGCGCUCCCCUGAUCAAGACAAGCGGUUUUGUUCGUGGAAACAAGACCCAAUAAAUUCUGGGACCUUUUUGUAACUCUAGUUUUGAAAUAACCAAUACCGAAACGUGACUUUGACAGCGACAUUGACUUGGCGUACAGAUAAAAAAAUACAGUAAUUUGAUGACGAUUACUUUGACUUCUUCCUAAAUACUGUUAUUAAAUGACAAAUUCCAGACAGAACUUUUAAAUUGACAUCGUCUGAACGUUUCUUUGAAACAAAACCAAAAAACGAACCUGACCAUUGUAUUUGAAUAUUGACUAGGACGUCUUUUUUGACUUGACAGAAUGUUGACGUGCCUUUUUAAUUGGCCUUACUUGACUGACAUUCUGCCUGCAACUUCUUUCAUUUUCACGAUACUUGUAUAUUUAGUCAAGACAUGAAUUUUCUAUUAACUUAUUUGUGACUUGCUAAAUUUAUUUAUUAGUUGACAAAUACUUCACCGGACUGUAACAUUGACGUCAACUGUACGUUUCUUUUAAACAAAGCCGAAAAAGCAGAUCUGACCCUUUAAUCAGAAGGUCUUUCGUGACUUGACAGAAGCAAAACGGGCCUUUUUCAUAGGCCUUACCAACUAAAAUUUUUCAUGAAACGUCUUUAAUUUUCACGAUACUUGUACAGACAGCCAUUACAAUACAGUUACAGUAUGUACAGAUACAAAUACAAUACGUACAGAUACAAAUACAAUAUGUACAGGAGCAGAUACAAUAUGUACAGAUACAAAUACAAUAGGUACAGAUACAAAUACAAUACAUACAGAUACAAAUACAAUACGUACAGGAGCAGAUACAAUACGUACAGAUACAAAUACAAUAGGUACAGAUACAAAUACAAUACGUACAGAUACAAAUACAAUACGUACAGAUACAAGUACAAUACGUACAGAUACAAGUACAAUACGUACAGAUACAAAUACAAUACGUACAGAUACAAAUACAAUCCGUACAGAUACAAAUACAAUAUGUAAAGAUACAAAUACAAUAUGUACAGAGGCAGAUACAAUACGUACAGAUACAAAUACAAUACGUACAGAUACAAAUACAAUAUAUACAGAUACAAAUACAAUAUGUACAGAUACAAAUACAAUACGUACAGAUACAAAUACAAUACGUACAGAUACAAAUACAAUACGUACAGAUACAAAUACAAUAUGUACAGACAGCCAUUUUCACGAUAGCCAGACAUUUCCUUACCAUUGACUCAUUUGUGACUUAUAUUUCACUUGACCAUUACAACUGACUUGACCGUGACUUUUCGUAAUUUAUUUUAAAUUGUAAUAUACAUCUUAUAGGAUUACAUGAGUCAAAGCAUGACAAGAAAUUGCUCAUUUUAACGAACAUGACAAACUUUCUUAUCAAAAGCUUUUUUAUCAAUAUUUACGUUUGUUUAUCGCUACCCUCGAGCAUCUUUGUGUAUGUUGCUUCUUCUUUACAAUGACGAAAAUCCGUUAUAUCCAUUAAAACAUCUUACAGUAAGACAGCACCAGACAAAUAACUGCUCAUUUUAGGGUACAUCACGAAUACUCAACAUCAAGAGCUUUUUCCUCAAUAUCUUCCCAGCUUCCAACUUAAGCCUUUUUUCCUAAGAGAUUGUCCUUUCACAAAGACAAAACUGUAAUAUAUCUAUUUAAACAUCUCACAUGACGUGAGAGCCGACAAGACAAAAUCCUGCUCAUUUUAGAAGACACGACGACAAUAUUUUCUCAACUCAAGCAUUUUUCCUACGGUGCUGCUCUUUUACAAUUACAAAACUGUAAUAUAUCCAUUUAAACAUUUCACAUGAUGGCGUAAGAGACGACAAGACAAAAUACUGCUCCUUUAGAAGACAUGGCGACUCUUUAACAUCAAGAACUUUUCCUCAUUAUCUUCCCAACUCCAGCAUUUUUUCUACGGGGCUGCUCUUUUACAUUCACAAAACUGCAAUAUACCCAUUUAAACAUUUGACAUGAUGACAUAAGAGACGACAAGACAAAAAACUGCUCGUUUAGGGGAUAGGAGGACUCGUUAACAUCAAGCACUUUUCAUCAUUAUUUUCCCAACUCCAGCAUUUUUCCUACGGUGCUGCUCUUUUACAAUUACAAAACUGUAAUAUAUCCAUUUAAACAUUUCACAUGAUGGCGUAAGAGACGACAAGACAAAAUACUGCUCCUUUAGAAGACAUGGCGACUCUUUAACAUCAAGAACUUUUCCUCAUUAUCUUCCCAACUCCAGCAUUUUUUCUACGGGGCUGGGCUGCUCUUUUACAUUAACAAAACUGCAAUAUACCCAUUUAAACAUUUGACAUGAUGACAUAAGAGACGACAAGACAAAAAACUGCUCGUUUAGGGGACAUGACGACUCUUUAACUUCAAGAACGUUUCCUCGUUAUCUUCCCAACUCGAGCAUUUUUUCUAUGGGGCUGCUCUUUUACAUUAACAAAACUGCAAUAUACCCAUUUAAACAUUUGACAUGAUGACAUAAGAGACGACAAGACAAAAAACUGCUCGUUUAGGGGAUAUGACGACUCUUUAACAUCAAGAAUUUUUCCUCAUUAUCUUCCCAACUCGAGCAUUUUUUCUACGGGGCUGCUCUUUUACAUUCACAAAACUGCAAUAUACCCAUUUAAAAAUUUGACAUGAUGACAUAAGAGACGACAAGACAAAAAACUGCUCGUUUAGGGGACAUGACGACUCGUUAACAUCAAGAACUUUUCCUCAUUAUCUUCCCAACUCCAGCAUUUUUUCUACGGGGCUGCUCUUUUACAUUCACAAAACUGCAAUAUACCCAUUCAAACAUUUGACAUGAUGACAUAAGAGACGACAAGACAAAAAACUGCUCGUUUAGGGGACAUGACGACUCUUUAACAUCAAGAACUUUUCCUCAUUAUCUUCCCAACUCCAGCAUUUUUUCUAUGGGGCUGCUCUUUUACAUUCACAAAACUGCAAUAUACCCAUUUAAACAUUUGACAUGAUGACAUAAGAGACGACAAGACAAGGGACUGCUCGUUUAGGGGAUAUGACGACUCUUUAACAUCAAGCACUUUUCCUCAUUAUCUUCCCAACUCGAGCAUUUUUUCUAUGGGGCUGCUCUUUUACAUUCACAAAACUGCAAUAUACCCAUUUAAAAAUUUGACAUGAUGACAUAAGAGACGACAAGACAAAAAACUGCUCGUUUAGGGGACAUGACGACUCUUUAACAUCAAGAACUUUUCCUCAUUAUCUUCCCAACUCCAGCAUUUUUUCUACGCGGCUGCUCUUUUACAUUCACAAAACUGCAAUAUAUCCAUUUAAAAAUUUGACAUGAUGACAUCAGAGACGACAAGACAAAAAACUGCUCGUUUAGGGGGCAUGACGACUCUUUAACAUCAAGAACUUUUCCUCAUUAUCUUCCCAACUCGAGCAUUUUUUCUAUGGGGCUGCUCUUUAACAUUAACAAAACUGCAAUAUACCCAUUCAAACAUUUGACAUGAUGACAUAAGAGACGACAAGACAAAAAACUGCUCGUUUAGGGGAUAUGACGACUCUUUAACAUCAAGAACUUUUCCUCAUUAUCUUCCCAACUCGAGCAUUUUUUCUACGGGGCUGCUCUUUUACAUUCACAAAACUGCAAUAUACCCAUUUAAAAAUUUGACAUGAUGACAUAAGAGACGACAAGACAAAAAACUGCUCGUUUAGGGGACAUGACGACUCUUUAACAUCAAGAACUUUUCCUCAUUAUCUUCCCAACUCGAGCAUUUUUUCUAUGGGGCUGCUCUUUUACAUUCACAAAACUGCAAUAUACCUAUUUAAACAUUUGACAUGAUGACAUAAGAGACGACAAGACAAAAAACUGCUCGUUUAGGGGAUAUGACGACUCUCUAACAUCAAGAACUUUUCCUCAUUAUCUUCCCAACUCGAGUAUUUUUUCUACGGGGCUGCUCUUUUACAUUCACAAAACUGCAAUAUACCUAUUUAAAAAUUUGACAUGAUGACAUAAGAGACGACAAGACAAAAAACUGCUCGUUUAGGGGAUAUGACGACUCUUUAACAUCAAGAACGUUUCCUCAUUAUCUUCCCAACUCCAGCAUUUUUUCUACGGGGUUGCUCUUUUACAUUAACAAAACUGCAAUAUACCCAUUUAAACAUUUGACAUGAUGACAUAAGAGACGACAAGACAAAAAACUGCUCGUUUAGGGGAUAUGACGACUCUUUAACAUCAAGAACUUUUCCUCAUUAUCUUCCCAACUCGAGCAUUUUUUCUAUGGGGCUGCUCUUUUACAUUCACAAAACUGCAAUAUAUCCAUUUAAAAAUUUGACUUGAUGACAUAAGAGACGACAAGACAAAAAACUGCUCGUUUAGGGGACAUGACGACUCUUUAACAUCAAGAACUUUUCCUCAUUAUCUUCCCAACUCGAGCAUUUUUUCUACGGGGCUGCUCUUUUACAUUCACAAAACUGUAAUAUAUCCAUUUAAACAUUUCACAUGAUGGCGUAAGAGACGAGAAGACAAAAGACUUGUCCUUUAAAAGACAUGACGAUUCUUUAACUUCAAGAACUUUUUUGUAACAUAUCCGUUAAAAAAUUUCACAUGGUGACGUCAGGGACAACAAGACAAAAAACUGCUACUUUAAGCGACGUGACGACUCUUUAACCUAAAUAUCGUUUUCCUCAAUACCUCCCCAACUCGAGCAUUUUUCCUACGGGGCUGCUCUUUUAUAAUGACAAAACUGCAAUAUAUCCAUUUAGACAUUUCACAUGAUGGUGUAAGAGACGAGAAGACAAAAAACUGCUCCUUUAGGGGACAUGACGACUCUUUAACUUCAAGAACUUUUUCUGUAACAUAUCCAUUAAAUCAUUUCACAUGAUGACGUCAGGGACAACAAGACAAAAAACAGUCCUUUAAUGGACAUGACGACUCUUUAACUUCAAGAACUUUUUCUGUAACAUAUCCAUUAAAACAUUUCACAUGGUGACGUCAGGGACAGCAAGACAAAAAACAGUCCUUUAAGGGACAUGACGACUUUUUUACUUCAAGAACUUUUUCUGUAACAUAUCCAUUAAAACUUUUCACAUGAUGACGUCAGAGACGACAAGACAAAAAACUGCUACUUUAAGCGACGUGACGACUCUUUAACUUGAAGAACGUUUUCCUCAAUACCUCCCCAACUCGAGCAUUUUUUUUACGGGGCUGCUCUUUUAUAAUGACAAAACUGUAAUAUAUCUAUUUGAACAUUUGACAUGAUGAUGUAAGAGACGAGAAAAAAAAACUGCUCCUUUCAGCGACAUUAGAUUCUUUCCCAACUUAAGAAUUUUCCUACGGGGCUGCUCUUUUACAAUAAUAAAACUGCAAUAUACCCAUGUAAACAUUUGAAAUGAUGACAUAAGAGACGACAAGACAAAAAACUGCUCUUUUAGGGGACAUGACGACUCUUUAACAUCAAGAACUUUUUCUUCAAUAUCUUCCCAACGAAAGCAUUUUUGCUACGGGGCUGCUCUUUUACAAUAAUUAAACUGCAAUAUACCCAUUUAAAAAUUUGACAUGAUGACAUAAGAAACGACAAGACAAAAAACUGCUCGUUUAGGGGAUAUGACGACUCUUUAACAUCAAGCACUUUUCCUCAUUAUCUUCCCAACUCGAGCAUUUUUUCUAUGGGGCUGCUCUUUUACAUUAAUAAAACUGCAAUAUACCCAUUCAAACAUUUGACAUGAUGACAUAAAAGACGACAAGACAAAAAACUGCUCGUUUAGGGGACAUGACAACUCUUUAACAUGAAGAACUUUUCCUCAUUAUCUUCCCAACUCGAGCAUUUUUUCUACGGGGCUGCUCUUUGACAUUCACAAAACUGUAAUAUAUCCAUUUAAACAUUUGACAUGAUGAUG
Molecule: messenger RNA, 9393 nt
Organism: Rhopilema esculentum
Lineage: Eukaryota; Metazoa; Cnidaria; Scyphozoa; Rhizostomeae; Rhizostomatidae
Cellular component (GO): axon; cytoplasm
Source: RefSeq, a predicted model, not a curated record